AUGGAAAAGGGUAUGAGCCGCCAGCAUACCCAGAUCAAGAGGAAGCAAAGCCGCCAACCAAGAAGAAACCAAUGGAGUAUGUCAUCAUUGGAGAUGGGACUGAACCACCUAAAGGAAGUCCAUGUCAGAAUAGAACCAGGAACUCAGGAGGAAGUGGAGAAGCCACCUGAAGAACCAAGAGUGUAUGAGCCAAAGAUCCCAUACAGAAAUGUUCUUUCUCAACCCAAGAAGGAGAAGGAGCAAGCAAAGCUCAAGGAUCUUGUUAGCCAACUUUCAGUAAGGUUACCUUUCAUUGAUGCUUGCCAAAUAAUUCCAUCUCUCAGGAAGUAUAUGAAGGCCAUACUCACAAGCAAUGUGAGUCUUGAAGAAGGAGCAAUGAUGAUUACAAAGGAGUGUAGUGCCAUACUUCAGAAUCGCAUGCCAGAGAAGCUGAACGACCCAGGAGUUUUGUUUUGUCUUGCAAGAUCGGUUCUACACACUUCCAUAGAGCACUUUGUGAUUUGGGUUCUAGUGUGA
Molecule: messenger RNA, 516 nt
Organism: Microthlaspi erraticum
Lineage: Eukaryota; Viridiplantae; Streptophyta; Magnoliopsida; Brassicales; Brassicaceae
Source: the annotation of a GenBank genome assembly